GGCCGCGGCCGCUGAGGAGGCGCUGACUUCGGCGGGCGCCCUGGGUGGCCUCGUCCAGGACUAUGUGGUCGGGCAGCAGGACGGCCCGGCGGCCGAGGUGGCGGCAGAUGUGAAAUCUGGUCGCUAUACUGUAUUACAAGUGGUGGAAGCCCUUGGAUCCUGCCUAGAGAAUCCAGAGCCCCGGACUCGUGGUCGAGGGAUCCAGCUUCUGUCCCAGGUGCUACUUCAGUGUCAUCCCUUGCUCCUAGAAAAGGAAGUGGUGCACCUGACCCUGUUCUAUGAGAAUCAGCUCAAGGACCAUCACCUGGUGAUCCCAUCUGUCCUGCAGGGUCUUCGAGCACUGAGUAUGUGUGACGUCCUCCCUCCAGGCCUGGCUGUCUCUGUGCUCAAGGCCAUCUUCCAGGAAGUGCAUGUACAGUCUCUGACACAGAUGGAUCGCCACACAGUCUACAGCAUCAUUACCAAUUUCAUGCGUACCCGAGAAGAAGAGCUGAAGGGCCUGGGAGCCGAUUUUACCUUUGGCUUCAUCCAGGUAAUGGAUGGGGAGAAAGAUCCCCGAAAUCUUCUGGUGGCCUUCCGAAUUGUCUAUGACCUCAUCUCAAAGGACUAUAGCUUAGGGCCCUUUGUAGAGGAACUCUUUGAGGUGACAUCCUGUUACUUUCCCGUUGAUUUUACUCCACCACCUAAUGACCCCCAUGGUAUCCAGAGAGAAGAUCUCAUCCUGAGCCUUCGUGCUGUUCUGGCUUCCACACCUCGAUUUGCUGAGUUCCUACUGCCACUGCUGAUAGAGAAAGUGGACUCUGAGAUGCUCAGUGCCAAGCUGGACUCCUUGCAGACGCUGAAUGCCUGCUGUGCUGUGUAUGGGCAGAAGGAGCUGAAGGACUUCCUGCCUAGCCUGUGGGCUUCCAUCCGUAGAGAGGUAUUCCAAACAUCUAGUGAGCGGGUUGAGGCCGAAGGACUGGCAGCCUUGCACUCCCUGUCUGCGUGUUUGUCUAGAUCCGUGUUGGAGGCUGAUGCAGAGGAUCUCCUUGACUCCUUCCUUGGCAGUAUCCUAGAGGACUGCAGGCACCACUUGUGUGAACCUGACAUGAAGCUGGUGUGGCCUAGUGCCAAGCUGUUGCAGGCAGCUGCAGGUGCAUCCGCUCGGGCCUGUGACCGCAUCACCAGCACCGUGAUACCCUUGCUUCUGGAACAGUUCAAUCGGCAUGGCCAGAGCAGCCAGAGGCGGACAAUUCUAGAGAUGCUUCUGGGUUUCUUAAAGCUACAGCAAAAGUGGGGAAAUGAAGACAAAGAUGAAAUACCUCUGAGUGGCUUCAAGGCUCCCAUAUGCUCAUUGGUCUCCUUGGCCCUGACAGACCCCAGUACACAGCUCCAGCUUGUUGGCAUCCGUGCCCUCACAGUCUUGGGUGCCCAGCCAGGGCUGCUAUCUACUGAGGACCUGGAAUUGGCAGCUGAUCAUCUCUACAGGCUGAGCUUCCUGAAGGAGGAUUCCCAGAGUUGUUUGGCAGCAAUGGAAGCGUCAGGGACGCUGGCCACCCUCUACCCCACAGUCUUCAUUAGCCACCUGGUGCCCCGGCUGGCAGCGGAGCUCCGUACAGGGGACACAGAAUUGGCCAGUGGGGAGGGACCUUCAUACCAGGCCAGACGCUUGCGCUGUCUACAGGCCCUGGCAGCUGUCUCUACACAUCCCAGUAUUGUCAGGGAGACCCUUCCCGUGUUGUUGCAGCACCUCCGUCGCGUGCACAGAGGGAAUAAUGCAGACUCUAUCGAAGUUAUUGCUGUCUGCCGGAGUCUCCACCUGGUAGCUGGGCAGUGCCAGCAGGAGCCUGAAAGUUGCUGGUACUUCCACCAAACGGCCAUACCUUGCCUGCUUGGCCUGGCUGUUCAGGCUUCCAUGCCAGAAAAAGGCCUCCCCAACCUUGGGAAGCUGCUGUUGGAGGAGGAGGUCUUGGCCGCCAUGGUCUCUGUCAUCAGCACAGCCAGCACCCACCUAAGUCCUGAGCUAGCUGCUCGAAGUGUUGCCCUGAUUGUGCCCCUUUUCCUGGAUGGCGACGUAUCCUUGCUGUCUGAAAACAGCUUCCCCAGCAAGUUCCUCCCAUUUCAGAAUAGCUCCUCAGAACAGAAGCGGCUGGUUGCACUUCUCAUGGCCUUUGUUUGCUCUCUGCCCAGGAACGUGGAGAUCCCUCGGCUGGACAGGCUAAUGCAGGAGCUGCUGACCCUGAGCUGCCACCAUGAUGGGCUCUUCUCCUGUACUGCUGCCGCCAAGUGCUUUGCAGGGCUACUUAACAAACACCCAGCAGGGCAGCAGCUAGAUGAAUUUCUACAGAAGGCUAUGGAAAAAGUGGAGGCUGGCCUGAACCCAGGGCCCUAUCGCACUCAGGCCUUCACACUGCUCCUUUGGGUGACAAAGGCUUUAGUGCUCAGAUACCACCCUCUCAGCUCCUGCCUCACCGAGCGGCUAAUGGGCCUUUUGAGUGAUACAGAAUUGGGCCCUGCAGCAGCUGAUGGCUUCUCCCUGCUGAUGGCCGAUUGCCCAGAUGUGUUGCAUCGAGCUGGCCAUGCUGAGAUACGCAUCAUGUUCCGCCAGCGCUUCUUCACAGAUAGCAUGCCUGCACUGGUCCAGGGUUUCCAUGCUGCUCACCAAAACGUGAAGCCAAACUACCUGAAGGGCUUGUCUCACGUACUCAACAGUCUGCCGAAAUCGGUGCUUUUGCCAGAGUUACCAACAUUACUCUCCCUGUUGCUCGAGGCUUUAUCCUGCACAGAUAGCGUGGUACAGCUCUCCACCCUCAGCUGCCUUCAGCCUCUUCUGCUAGAUGCCCCACAAGUCAUGAGCCUUCACAUUGACACCCUCAUUACCAAGUUCCUAAACCUCAGCUGCAGCCCUUCCAUGGCUGUUCGGAUUGCUGCAUUACAGUGUAUAUAUGCACUCACCAGGCUGCCAACUCCCGUGCUGCUGCCCUACAAAAUGCAGGUGAUCCGGGCCUUGGCUAAGCCACUGGAUGACAAGAAGAGGCUGGUGCGCAGAGAAGCAGUGACUGCCAGGGGAGCAUGGUUCCUCCUGGGAAGCCCAGGCAGCUGAGGGCCCAGCCUUGUGCCUGACAACACUGACAGACAAUCUGAUCCAGUUACUGACUUGUCAAGGCGUCUUCCUACCGAAUGGACCCUGGUCCAAGGAGGGGAGACCACUGGCCCCCUCCCCACUGGGUUCAGUUUGUGCUGCAUGGCUCCACAAGGAACACAGUAUUCCUCAUUGCCAAUGAAUAUUGUGAAGUGACCGUGUGGGGCCAUGGGAGUGUUUUGGCAAGAAGAGACCCUGGCUGGGUAGAGGCUACAGAGUAAAGAGGGCAAAGUUGUACAAGGGUAAAGGAGAUACCUGGGUACCCUACUGAGGAACCAGUGUGUGAUUGGCCCUAAGGGCUACAGAGACUUUGUAUGUUGUAUGUGCGCCUGCUGGAGAAUAAAGACAUCUUUUGGCUAUGUGGCCGGUACAGAAAACUCACCCUCCCACCAGCCCAGGA
Vombatus ursinus (common wombat) is the source of this 3521-nucleotide messenger RNA. It is a transcript of the gene MMS19, whose product is annotated as MMS19 homolog, cytosolic iron-sulfur assembly component. Lineage: Eukaryota; Metazoa; Chordata; Mammalia; Diprotodontia; Vombatidae. The coding region runs from base 347 to 3082 and encodes 911 amino acids. Gene Ontology annotation, cellular component: cytosolic [4Fe-4S] assembly targeting complex; MMXD complex. The transcript has 31 exons. Gene Ontology annotation, biological process: iron-sulfur cluster assembly. The record is from RefSeq and is a predicted model, not a curated record.